This is a messenger RNA of Fopius arisanus, 1406 nucleotides long. RefSeq names its product phosphopantothenoylcysteine decarboxylase (gene Ppcdc). Gene Ontology annotation, biological process: coenzyme A biosynthetic process. Gene Ontology annotation, cellular component: phosphopantothenoylcysteine decarboxylase complex. Gene Ontology annotation, molecular function: phosphopantothenoylcysteine decarboxylase activity; FMN binding. The transcript is spliced from 2 exons. The coding region runs from base 689 to 1285 and encodes 198 amino acids. Lineage: Eukaryota; Metazoa; Arthropoda; Insecta; Hymenoptera; Braconidae. The record is from RefSeq and is a predicted model, not a curated record.
AUUAUCGAUCUACAACGUUCAAUCAAUUUAUUAAACGAACGACGAGUUUGUAAAUUUAGAGUAUUUGAAAUUGCAACACCAAUACUUGAUAUAUUUAUUUAACCGAUGAAUACUUUCACAGCUUUGAAUUUUUGUAGGCAAUUGUUGAUAGAUUAGGAUUAACAUACGUGGGCAUUAGUGAUGUUGUAGGGGAUUUUAGAGCAGUUUAGAGCUGUUGAUGUUGAUAUUUGUGAAUGCAUUUAAGGGGUGAUAGUUGGCUUUUUUGAAGCGGAUUCAUAAAUUGGGUGACCAAUUUUUUCGAGGUAACCCCUAUUUUUUUCAACUGUUGAACAAUAAAAUAAUUCAACCAAUUGCUUUUUUCAAUCCCUUGAUAAAAUUUAUGAAGCGAAUUUUUUGAAUGAUUGUCGAAUAACUGAAAUUCAUAUCAACACCAGUUGAAUAAUUCCUCGAGCCAAAUUUUGUUGACCAGCAGCAGUUGAAAAAUCGUAAACCAAUACCAAUUGUUCUCAACCUUCAACCCACAAGAAUAUAAUUUUUCUACACAAAAAGGAAAAGAAAAAUAUAAAUUAUCAAAAAAUUUAUCAAAAGAAAUUCAGGACCGAAGUAAUUGAAUAAAAUCUUGCAUAUCUGUGAGUAAUAACGCUUUAAUCGAACAAACCGUGAGAACAAUAAAUCGAGCAAUUAAACAAUGGCAACGAGAAAAAAAGUACUCCUGGGCUGUACGGGGAGUGUUGCAACGAUUAAACUACCCGUGCUAUGUGAAAAAUUACGAGAGCACAAUAUCGAUAUUAAAAUAGUGGUGACGGAGAGGGCUAAGCAUUUUCUCAAGGACGCUGAACUUCCUCAGGAUAUACCAGUAUUAUCGGAUACUGUAGAGUGGGCUGCAUGGCAGGAUCGAGGCGAUCCUGUACUUCAUAUUGAUCUUGCCAAAUGGGCUGAUUUAUUUCUCAUUGCUCCAUUAGAUGCCAAUACUAUGGGAAAACUCGCUUCUGGCAUUUGUGAUAAUAUACUCACCUGCGUUGCUAGAGCCUGGGAUCCUAUUAAGCCACUGCUAUUCUGCCCUGCCAUGAACACUAAAAUGUGGGAGCAUCCCGUUACUGCACCUCAGGUGGCUCUACUCAAGUCUUGGGGAUACAAGGAGAUUAGCUCCAUCACAAAGACACUUAUGUGCGGUGAUACUGGUGUUGGGGCAAUGGCUGAAGUCGACACUAUCGUCCACACAACGCUCAGAUCUCUCAAUCCCUGGGAUCCAUAUUCACCACCUGAUUUACGCCACAAGAAGUAAUUGAAAAAAAAAUCACCGAAAAAUUUAUGGGAAGUAAAAAAAAAUGUAGAAAAAUUCAAGGCAAUGUUAAUUGUGUGAAACAUACAUUACGAGAAUAAAAUCGAAAUUGUGUUUGUAAAAA